Metarhizium album ARSEF 1941 is the source of this 1182-nucleotide messenger RNA. RefSeq lists its product as uncharacterized. The record is from RefSeq and is a predicted model, not a curated record. Lineage: Eukaryota; Fungi; Ascomycota; Sordariomycetes; Hypocreales; Clavicipitaceae. The coding region runs from base 1 to 1182 and encodes 393 amino acids. The transcript has 2 exons.
AUGGGAAACACGACCAACAAAAGCCCCGAGAGCGGCAGCCACCAGAGCAGCAGAGGUGCAACACGGGCGGCACCGAGCAGCGCCUCGGACGAAGCGCAAGACCUACCAGCCAGAAUCAAGGCCCUGUCCGAAUCGCUCCGCAACUCCCUGCCCACAAGUCUGCUCCCAGAUGGCUUGGCCGAGGCGUUUCGCCAAAACUCCAACCAGCGCCUCCAGCUCGCCCGGGAACGAGGCGUCGGCCUCGAAGAGAUCUACAUCGCCGCAGACGGCCUCCCCACCUGGCGCACGCUCUACUGGGACCCCGAGGACGAGUCCCUCCACAGCGCCGUACAAAGGAGCCUCGUCGACCUCCAGCUCGCCCAGGAGAUGGGCGAGGUGCUGCAGCGGCAGAUCCGGGACAAGAGCGCUCGCAGGCUGCGCCAGGCCCUGUCACUGGGCAUCCAGCUCGACGACAUCGUCAUCGGCGAGUCCCUGCUGCCGGAGUGGACUGCCGGUGAAGACGACAGCCGCCGCCGGGGGUCUCCUGUUUCCGUGGCCGGCAGUACGCCGAGCGACUCUACGUGCGUGGGAGCCACUCCUGCCGUAGGCUCGUUGGACACGAAUGCUCGGCGGCCCCCUGAUGCCGAGGAUUCGGUUCUGCUGCGGGACCUGAUCUACGGCGUUUUUGGCGGUGGCGACAGCGACAGCGACGACAGCGACGACGACGACCCCGGGGACAUCUACAUGAACAACCACGUCGACGCGCGGCCAGUCUACGAUGAACACGGCCACGGCCACGGCCACGUUGUCCACGGCGUAGAAAUAGUCGGUGGCGACGGCCAAAACGACGUCGAUCUGGCGGUAUACGUGGCCUUUGACGACGAAGACCUGGAACACCUGCCAGCGGUAGAACUAGCCAUUGACAGGGACGCCUUUGAGCUGAGUUUCGGCGACCAGGACGCCGUCGAUGUUCACAUCCCCGACACGGAAAUAUUUUGCUUCGACACGGUCGAGGAAUACGACGACGACGGCAAGGACGCGCACAAGCGCGCUCCGGGGUCGGGGCCACGCCAUCCCAUGGAGCUACGUCAUCACAGCUACGACGAAGGAGACGGAAUCGCGGGCGAAAGCGCCACGGACGUUUCCGAACCCGCCGUCGCCGACAGCUUGCCCGACUCGGAGGUACCGAGUGAGGAGGAGUAG